This is a messenger RNA of Aspergillus thermomutatus, 555 nucleotides long. RefSeq names its product cell wall protein PhiA (gene aspf34). The record is from RefSeq and is a predicted model, not a curated record. The transcript is spliced from 2 exons. Lineage: Eukaryota; Fungi; Ascomycota; Eurotiomycetes; Eurotiales; Aspergillaceae. Bases 1 to 555 code for a protein of 184 amino acids.
AUGCAGUUCAAGAACUUCAUCCUCGCCGCUUCGGCCGCCGCCUCUGCCUCCGCUGCCGCCGCCCAGAGCAGCAACAGCAAGACCUUCGGCCUCGUCGCCAUCCACUCCGGCAGCGCUGUCCAGUACUCGGCCUUCAACGCCGCCCAGAGCAGCCUCUUCGCUGGCCUCAAGUCCCAGAACGCCAGCUGUGACCGCUCCGGGGAGCAGACCGCCACCUUCUACCUCGAUGAUGGUGCCCUGUACCUCUAUGCCGCUUCCGCCACUCCCCAGGAGGUCUACGUCGACCGCUCCGGCAUGGGCCAGGGUAAGAUCGGCUACACCACCGGUGCUCAGCCCGCCCCCCGCAACGCCGAGCGCACCGGCUGGGCCAUCAACGACGGCCACCUCCAGUUCGCCGGCAACGACCUGAUUGCCUGCCCCAACAGCAUCGACGGUGCCUGGAGCAUCUGGGCCUCUGCCGGCGUUGCCAACCCUGCCGGCAACGAGAACUGCGUCGGCAUCGCUGCUCGUGUCGAGGAGACUUCCAACCCUAACAGCUGUGUUUACACCCAGUAG